Juglans regia (Persian walnut) is the source of this 1058-nucleotide messenger RNA. RefSeq names its product MOB kinase activator-like 1B. Gene Ontology annotation, molecular function: protein kinase activator activity. Lineage: Eukaryota; Viridiplantae; Streptophyta; Magnoliopsida; Fagales; Juglandaceae. The transcript is spliced from 9 exons. The record is from RefSeq and is a predicted model, not a curated record. Gene Ontology annotation, biological process: signal transduction; positive regulation of protein phosphorylation. Bases 201 to 965 code for a protein of 254 amino acids. Gene Ontology annotation, cellular component: cytoplasm; nucleus.
AAAUGGAAGGAGCUUGGCUGGCUUUGAGCGAGAGAGAAAAGAGUGCUUGACGUCUCCAAUGCCAGUCUGUACUUGCUAUAUAUAGUAUGUAUAUAAACAUGAUGGAAAAGCCUCUGCCGAUUCAUGUACUUCUUUGUUCAACAUUUUUGUCCUGCUUUCUCGCUCUUGAAAUCUAAGCGAGAGUGAGAGCGAGAGACGCCAUGAGUCUCUUCGGUCUUGGAAGCAGGAACCAGAAAACAUUUCGUCCAAAAAAGAAUGCUCCCUCUGGAAGCAAGGGAGCUAAACUUCAAAAGCACAUUGAUGCAACCUUGGGUAGUGGCAACUUGAGGGAAGCUGUACGACUACCUCCUGGAGAAGAUAUGAACGAGUGGCUAGCCGUAAAUGUGGUAGACUUCUUCAACCAAGUGAACAUUCUGUAUGGUACCCUGACAGAAUUCUGUACAUCACUCAACUGUCCAACAAUGUCUGCAGGACCAAAAAUUAGCUUGCAGAUUAUAGCAUGUCAGGAUAGGGCUUGGCAUAUCAUUUUCCAGAUUUAUAUGUAUUACUUGGUUCCUGCAGGAUUUCUUGACCAGCUUGGCAUGAAAUUGUUUAGAUACGAGUAUAGAUGGGCUGAUGGAGUUACUAUUAAAAAACCAAUAGAGGUGUCUGCUCCAAAAUAUGUUGAGUAUUUGAUGGAUUGGCUUGAAGCUCAGCUAGAUGAUGAAUCAAUUUUUCCUCAAAAAUUGGGGGCACCCUUUCCUUCCAAUUUCCAUGAUGUUGUCAAGACAAUUUUUAAGCGAUUGUUCCGUGUAUAUGCACACAUCUACCACUCACAUUUCCAGAAGAUUGUGAGUUUGAAGGAAGAAGCUCAUCUCAACACUUGCUUCAAACAUUUUGUUUUGUUUACAUGGGAAUUCCGCUUGAUUGACAAAGGGGAGCUUGCACCUCUCUGCGACCUUGUUGAGUCUAUUCUACAGUUAUAGCAUCAUGUGACAUGUCUUAUUUUUUGUUUGACUUUUGCCUUCUCCUCGGUUCGAGGGGUUUAGAGUGCUUUAAUGGUACACAUUUUUGUGGAA